AAUUGGUCUGUUAAAGAAUCGCUCAAAUUUAUUGUGAUUGUGCAGGUUUAAUUUUCUAUUUUUUCCACCUAGUAAUUGGACCAUCUCGCUUAAUUUUCAACCAAUUUUUUCUUCGUUUCCACUUCCAUUUAUCUGAUAUCUGUGCUUUAUGUAGCUCAUUUGGGGGUACCAGUUGUAGAGAUUUUUCUGUUAACCGAAACCCAAAUCAAAAUUUUUGUUCCACGAUUUUUCUAUUUGUUAGUUUGGCUCAUUUUUUCAUCAUGAUUUUCUCAUAUUCCAUAUAAUUUGAGGAUUUUUUGAACCGAACCGACUGUGGAUUUGUUUGGUUCAUUUCCUUAUUUCCAAUGACUUUCCAAAAAUGGACAACCCUAAUUCCGAUUUUAUUAUUUGGCUUGUUAUCCUUUUCUGACUUCCCUCCCUUAUCAUGUUUUUUUGUUUAAUUUAUUUAAAAUUAAUUUUUUUACAGCUAACCUCAACAUUUUUGCUUGUAAUAUUUUCUUUACUUUUGUUUAUCUCAACAAGCGUAGUUUAUACCUUUUAUAAAAUUGAAAUUUUUGGAAGUUGUGCGUUAGCAAUGGCUGCAUUAAUUGCUCUUAAACAAUUUUUACCAGACACAGUUCUUUUUACUACACCCUAUGGAAGACUAAAAAAUGGACAUUUACCGAUUUGUUCGUUCUUUGUGUUUUUGAUAUGUUGGAUAAUUGGACUUGUUAGAGGGACUGUUAUUUUUCAAAUUAUGUUAUCUCUUCAAAUCAGCUGGACAUAUCUACGAUUUUUUCAAGAAAGAGGUGGUAUGGGUGAACAAGUAGUUGGUGAUCGAAGUGAACAUUUUUGUUGGGCAAGUUUCUUCCCAAGAAUUAUUCAACCUUUUGCUACCUUAAUUGGCCGUUUUACAUUUCGUUCACUUCAUCGUUUUGGAUUGUUAAAACGAGUUAUUGGAAAAGAACAUUUGGAUUAUAUGCAAGAGAACAGUCUUCAAAUGGAAGCAUUGGAAUGUAUUCAAGUUAAAAGUGUUGGGACUGCUGUGUUGGCACCGGAAGGUUGGGAUUCGGAAAGGAAAAGACAAAAAGCUUUGAGAAUGUUAAACGAACGAUUAAUGGCUAGCAAUGCAAUUAAUUCCCCGCCAGAAAACAACCAAAAACAACUACAUGAAUCCCCUUCAAGUCCACAAUUAACAAAAGGAUUUGGGGGAUUUGAGGAGGAGGAAAGGCCUUACAAAUUUGCACAAUUUCAACAAACUUUACCUCCUAAAGAUGAUGAAGAAAAUAAUGAAGAAUUGACAGCAAUAAAUAUAAUAGAUGAAUUAAAUGAAAAUGAGGAGAGGCGAUGA
Molecule: messenger RNA, 1330 nt
Organism: Meloidogyne enterolobii
Lineage: Eukaryota; Metazoa; Nematoda; Chromadorea; Rhabditida; Meloidogynidae
Source: the annotation of a GenBank genome assembly